UCCGCCAGCGAUAUUUUAGAUAAAGGGUAUGUCCCUGACACAAGAAUUCCUCUUAGUCGUCUACGUGUGAUGCACUUGAGAAAUGGCGUGAUUAUGACAUAGAUUACGCAGGCCUAAGGCUGCUACACAACAGGUUAAGCCCAUCCAGGUGGAGUUCGCCUCGCAAAACCUCGCAUUCUCGCUUUCCAGCUCGGCCAGGCGAUCUGGACCACACUUGGUUUUCCCUCUCAUAAAUCUUUCUGAAAUUCGGCAUUUUUGAGAUUGCUCGGGAAAAAUUGGGUUAAUUUUUAUAUUCCUACCGAGGCCCUGGUUUGCUUACAUCGAAGCUGUGGUACAGAGUAAAGAUGAAAUCGGUGUUGUUUGUUUGUGUGGUGAUCUGUCUGACGGACAUCGCUGCAGUCCUGGGCUCGCGACCGGCCAGUCGCCACAGAAGGGACAGAUUCACAGAUUAUUUAAUGCAUAUGGGAAGGAGAGGGAUAACAUAUGGGAGGCAGGCUGCUUCGUUUAUGUUAAACAAGGCUGACACGGAUGACGAAGACUUGACAGAAAGCGUUGGCAGUGGCCAGGGGCCGGAUAACACGGACAAUCCAGGAGAUAUUCUGGACUACUUCAAAGAAGUCCCUCGAUCUCACUGGUCUUGUUGCAUGUUGGGAAGAUUAGCGGGAGAUAAGGGCUUCCACUGCCAUGCGCAGUUGUACAAGUCAGCCCUACAAUCAAGGAACAGAAGCAGGGGGAAUUACCGGAAAACAAACUUGUAUGGCAGAUAUUAUGCUUCAAGAUACGGGAAGGAGCUUAUGUACACGUUCCAGAAAUGCUUGGCUAGCAGGGCGAAUGAAUUUAAUAAAUGUUGUUAUGCGGCUACAGUGGAGCGGCGCGAAAUGCACCGAUGGCACAUGUACCACGAGUAUAAGGUCUCUAUCAGAGGUUAUUAAUGUUCGCUUCUUACUCACAAUCUUAUACAUUUGACUUUUUCUUUUCAGAGCUUAUAACUUUUACCACAGUACUGAUUUACUUCUGGGGUAAAACAUUGGCUUAUCUGGAACAAGAGAUAUGACAUAUCGGUAUAACAGGUAGAUAGUUACAGCUAGGAGUAAAAAGUAAAAGUUUUCUCUGGAAAAAAACUCCACAUAAGGUAACGGUCAUGGGAGUUAUCAUCAAUACACAGAACUAUCAAGCUGAUUUUGAGAGCGAUUUGACAAAGCGCUGGUAGCGUUACGUGCACAUAACCAUACAUAAUGAUCAGUGCAACUGAUACUGCUAACGUUUAUGAAACCAACCUGAGGGCGUACAGGACAAUGUUCCACUAGCCUAUAAGGUAACCAUUACUUUUAAGGCAAUAAGCAGGUUUCGGGAUACGACUUUACGACAACAGAGUGAGGUCCCUUUGCGACUUGACGUCAACACUUUGCAGCACCAUGGGUUUAAUCUCCCAGUCUUAACACGGAUGGUAUAUGGAAUAUAGAAAAUCAGUUCAACAUGGUUAGAUUAUUUAUAUGAUUUAUGUUGCUGCUUAGAUUUGGGUGUCAAAUAUUGGCAAAAAAUACCAUUCUGCCUGUAGUGUUGUCUAAACAUGAAUACGGUCAUGUUUAAAGAUAGUCUGGCAGCCGUGCCGUGCCGUAAAGCGGCGACUUGACUUUGCACUUGAAGCUGUGUAUUAGGUGUAGGCUAACACGGCUGCUAAGUUCUCUUUAGGUUAAGCAAUGCUUGUACAAAGGCACCAACAUCUAUACACUAAAACUCAAGGUUUCAGUCUCUUCAGUUUGUGUUCCAGAUGACACUAUAAUUAACAUAGAAAUUAUUUGUUUGUGUUAAUGACAUUGCCAGUCUUUGGCUGUUUAUAGCUAACAACACAUAGUACCCUCUACUGAAUGGAUUAGAAAAUCCCGCAGGACGGCGAUAUUAUCAUAGAAUAUAAGUAUGUAAUAUUUAAUAUGAUUAUUUCAUCUGAUUUCGUCAUAAUAUCACAGGCGAAAAGCAGUCAAAAUCGAGGAACAGUCCCGGUGGAAGUAUGGUGUGUUAAUUGUACAAAUGUUAAUUCGUGUUGUACAUGAAGGACCGUGAAAAAUUUAAAAAUAAUCUAAGUGUCAUUAAAUUUGUAUAUUUGUCCGAUAGAACUGUUACUGGGGCAGUUGGGGGCAUGUUGAAUUCCAGAUCACAGCCUUGGGAAAAGGCUGUGGGCUCACUGCCGAGAGCAGAACAAGAUUAUUGUUAAAUACAAUUUAAAUACAAAAUAAAGUCCUCAUUAUAGUCUUAUAGUCAGAUACAGCUCUUUGGUGAAUAAACUGAACAGAAUAUUUCUCGUCGAUUAUAAGGUAAUCGCGUGUUAAACGGGUCAGUAUAUUCUAGUAUAUGUUCCAAAACUGUAUUUUAUCGAUGAUUAAUAAACUGAUAGAACCCAGCGU
Messenger RNA from Liolophura sinensis, 2402 nucleotides. RefSeq lists its product as uncharacterized. The coding region runs from base 345 to 932 and encodes 195 amino acids. Lineage: Eukaryota; Metazoa; Mollusca; Polyplacophora; Chitonida; Chitonidae. The record is from RefSeq and is a predicted model, not a curated record. The transcript has 3 exons.